Arthroderma uncinatum is the source of this 2832-nucleotide messenger RNA. RefSeq names its product response regulator mcs4. Gene Ontology annotation, molecular function: protein kinase activator activity; phosphorelay response regulator activity. Gene Ontology annotation, biological process: osmosensory signaling via phosphorelay pathway. The record is from RefSeq and is a predicted model, not a curated record. The transcript is spliced from 3 exons. The coding region runs from base 1 to 2832 and encodes 943 amino acids. Gene Ontology annotation, cellular component: Mcs4 RR-MAPKKK complex. NCBI's taxonomy places the organism in Eukaryota, Fungi, Ascomycota, Eurotiomycetes, Onygenales, Arthrodermataceae.
AUGCCCGCCGCAGGCUCUCCUGUCGCUGAAACGAUGCCGGCGGAGAGAGAGCGUAGGUUUUCGCGCUUGACGGCUCUCUUGCGGCGUCCGUCGUCCUCGUCCGCCAAGAACGCCUCCGUCGACUCCACCACUUCGACUUCGACUUCUUCGACGACGCCGACAACUUCGCCCAUCACCCAUAUCAACAGCGCCAGCACCGAGAAGAGCGACACUGCCAGUCCGAAGGAGACCCCCAAGACGCCCUGGCACUCCUUCGCCACGCCUUAUACCCCGAAUUCUGCUCCGACUCCGACUUCAACGGCUACUGCUACUGCUACGGCUUCUGCUGCUACGACUAUAAAAGCACGGCGGACUGCCCUCAAGUCGCCAGAAGAAGCAGAUGGACCCGCGCUGAAGGGCCAGAAAUUGGGCGCCGAGUCGUGGCCCAACCGAGCUCUCUCGCUGUCCAAUCCGUCGCGAACCCAUACUCCCACUCCCCAGGCCACCGCUACGGCUCUACGCUCUGCCUCCGCCACUCCUCGACAGACGCUCCCCGUCCCUCUCCCGCUCAUCGAGACGCCCGGUCCGGCCUCGAAUCUGCCUCUGGCGCGCGCGAGGGUCGUCAGCGUUGACGGCGGAAAGGACGCUGCGGCUCUCAGACGGUUCGAGGACUAUACCUUUGCCUCGUCCGCGGGCCAGGACCCGGCCCAGUUCCAGAACCGCGCCCAACGGCAGCCCGUCUCCAGGGGAAGCGUGGUGCACUCUACCCGGCAGCUGAACGCUCUCGACGAGUCCCGCCAGAGCCUCCCUGCCUCCGCCUGCACCACCCCAGUACCGGGCAGAGUACCUCAGAAUAUCGACCCGAAGGCCCCUCGCCGCCCUACGCUUGCCGUCAGGCGUCAGUCUCUCGUCCCCGCCUCGCAGCAGAGGCUGAUCAACACCCUCCUCGAUCCGCCAUACCCAAACGGCAACGGGGCCGACUACUUUGCCCGUGGAACGCCUACCAUCCGGUUCGACAUGAUCAACCGAAAGGUAUGGGUCAAGCGGCCCGGCUCGUCGCCUACGCUCGUCCUGGUCACGGAGGAAGACCUUGUUGACGACCUGCGAGAUGCCAUCCUCAAGAAAUACGCCAAUUCCCUGGGCCGGACCAUCGACUCGCCCGAUAUCACCAUCAGACUCGUCCAGCGAGAACCGUCCAGCAGACACGGCCACCAGGAACGUGUAUUGGGGCCAGAGGAACCCCUCGCCCGGACACUCGAUCAUUUCUACCCGGGAGGACAGACUAUAGACGAAGCACUCAUCAUCGAAGUCCCUACUCGACGCACCCCGAAGCCUUCCCCGCUUACUCCUUAUACUCACCCGGACGAUCCCCGUGCCGAACCAGGCGAAUACUUUCCACCGAUGCAUAUGAUCACGAAUUCUGCUUCGUUAAAGGAUAACAUGAAAGCACCACAUCAGCCGUCAAUGGCGGUUCUCACCACCGGCCAGCUGCCCGCUCUUCCGUCUCCGGGGAACCGAGGGUCAUGGCCACAGCCUCCGCAUCGAGGUAGCUAUCCACACAAUAAUUCCCAGGGUGCCCCGGCUUCUCUACCAUCACCCUCUACCAAUGAUUCGGUGAAUCCUCCAACCAACGGGGUUGCCACAGCGUCCUCUCCUCCCUCAACCACCACCCCUCCUGCUCUCUCCGAACCAGCUUCUAAAUCAGCCGUCUCACCCCCAUCUCGCGUCUCCUCUCCCCGCCCCACUCAGGUUCUUCGGAAGUUGAACAAGAAUAGCAGCACGAACUCCGACUCGCUACCGACCUCCCUACUCGACGGUGCAAUACCGCCGAUCAACGUCCUCAUUGUCGAAGACAACACCAUCAACCUAAAACUCCUAGAAGCCUUCAUGAAACGCCUCAAAGUACGCUGGCAAACUGCCAUGAACGGUCGUGAGGCCGUGAACAAAUGGCGAGAAGGCGGUUUUCAUCUCGUCUUGAUGGAUAUCCAAUUACCCGUCAUGAACGGUUUGGAAGCCACGCGAGAGAUCCGACGACUAGAACGGGUGAAUAAUAUCGGUGUAUUCCAGAGAUCGGUCUCUGGUCCAUCUUAUUCUGCAACCAUGGUUGGCUCGCCACCUGCUUCGCCCGCUCUUUCAGAGACACCGGUUGCACAACCGGCCGUGCAAGAAGAGGUUAAGCCCGAAGACAUGCUGAACAAGGAGAACCAAUUCAAGAGCCCCGUCAUCAUCGUGGCGUUGACAGCGAGCAGUUUGCAAAGUGACAGACACGAAGCAUUGGCUGCAGGUUGCAACGACUUUUUGACCAAGCCGGUAAACAUCGUCUGGCUGGAACAGAAAGUCACCGAAUGGGGCUGCAUGCAGGCCCUAAUUGACUUCGAAGGCUGGAGGAAAUGGCGCGGCUUCAACGACCUAUCUAACGUCUCCAACAGCGCCAAUGGCAAGCCCAAAGGAAACCCCAACUCAGGCUUCGUAGCUGCAGAUCUCACGCCUCGAAAACCCCACGCCGUCAAACCAGUACCAGGCAAAGCGAGCAGUGGGAAUAUACAGCCCAAACCCUUACCAGCCGCCACGGCAGCCGCGGCAGGCGUGUACGGUGAGGGCGCUGAAGCCGGUGCCGACGACUCAUCGUCGACAGUCAACUCUACGAAAACGGUCGUUCUAAGCACAGAGUCGAGUCUCACUGGCUCCGGUAUGGGAGCUGGCCCGUCGCCUGUAGCAUCGAGGAGAUUCCCCGUAGCUACCAAGGCGAUGACGUCGAAUGGGAAUGCAAACGGCAACGGCAACGCAAACCCGCAGGCUUGGAAGAAUGCUCAUCGAAACAGUGUGCCUACAGUGGGACAUAAUAUGUCUUAA